Cavia porcellus (domestic guinea pig) is the source of this 4763-nucleotide messenger RNA. It is a transcript of the gene Natd1, whose product is annotated as N-acetyltransferase domain containing 1. Lineage: Eukaryota; Metazoa; Chordata; Mammalia; Rodentia; Caviidae. The record is from RefSeq and is a predicted model, not a curated record. The transcript is spliced from 3 exons. Bases 109 to 450 code for a protein of 113 amino acids.
CUGCCGCCGCGCCGCCGCCGAGUGUCAGUUUCUGUGCCGCCGCCUGCGUUCUCCGGCCCAGCCCGGCCGCUCGCGCUCUGCUCUGUCCCCGCGGCCGCAGCCCUCGCCAUGGCGCACUCGGCGGCGGCCGUGCCGCUGGGAGCGCUGGAGCAGGGCUGCCCCAUCCGCGUGGAGCACGACCGCCGGCGCCGCCAGUUCACCGUCCGGCUCAACGGGUGCCAUGACCGUGCUGUCCUGCUGUACGAGUAUGUGGGCAAGCGAAUUGUGGACCUGCAGCACACAGAAGUCCCUGAUGCCUACCGUGGUCGUGGCAUUGCCAAACACCUUGCCAAGGCCGCCCUGGACUUCGUUGUGGAGGAGGAUCUGAAGGCCCAUCUCACAUGCUGGUACAUCCAGAAGUACGUCAAGGAGAACCCCCUGCCACAGUACCUGGAGCGCCUGCAGCCGUGACCGCUGGGCAGGCGCCCUGCGGCCCUCCCUCCACGCAGGCUCCCCAGGCCGCGUGCUCUCAGGACCCUGCUCCCACCAUUGGGAACAGGCUCAGAGUUAUUUUUGUAAGGAUGCUCAUCCAGCCCAGGCCCAGAAGGCGGCUGCCUGAGGCAGGGUGCUGCAGUGACUGAGCGAAGGGGAGGCCAGGUGGCCAAGGGCCCCACAGCCCCCACCUGCAAAGACCCUCCCAGCUUGCACAGACCUUCUGUGGGCAGUGCAAGAGGGCCGGGGGCCAACUGGAUCCCUGCUCUGUGAUCAGCAGGAGGCUGGCAUGGGACUCCUGCCACCAUCUCCUGGAGCUGUGUUCUUUCUGCAGAUGAGGAGAAUGCUCCCCAAAGAUGAGAGGAGCAACACAAAACUUGAUGUGCCAACUUCCAAAGGUGGUAGUGCCAAGCCUCAGCUGCCACCAGCACUACCCCCUUCUCUUUCUCAGACUUUGGUGCCCUGGCACAAGUGGCAGAGCCACAGUAGAGGACAGUGUCCCUGAUGUGAGAGAGGGGACUGGUGAUGGAACUCCAGCCCAGGCUCCACUGCACACGUGUUCACAUCAACACAUACACCCAAGACACGGUGUGACAGGCUGGGCCAAUGGGUAUCUUCCUCUCCUUGGUACCCUCAUCUUCUGUCCACUGUGCCAGAAAACACCCCCUUCCCUGAGAGCUACUACCCUACCCACCCUCUGCCAGGUCCCGGAACAUCCUGAGUGGCUGCAGCCUGACAGGCAUCACAAGUUCCCCACCCCUCGCUGGCCUUUUUGCCACUGCCUGUCUGGGCUGUCUGCAGAGGGCUCACCUUGAAACUAGGGGGAGGAGAGAGAUAUACAGCCCCCCAACAAGCACCAUCAUUACCUAAGAGGAAGGGAUUUCCUGGCUGCCAGUAGACACCAGAGUGUUCUCUUUUGUGACCAGCUGUGGCCAGGCCUAUCUCAAGUCCCAGGGCCCCUCACAUACCAGCCUUCCUGGUGACACCCCCAGGGAGGCUCACUGAAUACACCUUUUGGCCCUGGGGUACCCUCCUUUCUGGGGCCCAGUGGCUUCCCUUUGGGGACAAGUUGUGGCUUAGCUUGCAACUCUUUGCCUCGUUCUCUACAAGGGUUAAAUCCAGUUCUCUUCAGGAGAGCUGGACGGUGACCCAGGAAUCAGGGUUCCUUUGGGAUAAGGUAUUAGUCAACAAUAAGUCCCCUUCUAGGGCUCUGGAGUUUUUUGGUAUAGUUUAAGAUGCCCCAGCAAGAGGCCAACAGCCCAUCUCCUCCCUCCAACACACAAGUUCCAGACAGCUGGGUGCUGGGAAGCUUGGUUGCCAUGAUGACUCCCCUCUCUGCUGGCCUGGCCUUGGGUGUCUUUUCCACUCUUCUUACUGCUCCAGUCUUGGUAUAGAGACCUCCAGCUCCUUCAAAAGCCCCAGCAGCACAGGACCCAUCCCAGACACACAUACGCGAGACAGCUUCUCACCUUCACCAGGAGCGUUGGCGUCUGCACAUGUGAGAGCCCACAACCCUCGUCCCCCACUGCUGUGAAUUGCAGGAGUGGGCCAGCAGCAGUCACUGCCCUUAGCAUCCCUACCCCUUCUGCACUCUGGGCCCUCGCCCUGUCCUAUCCUUCCCCAGUUUAGCCUCCAGAAAGUCCCAGGAGAACCUGGUGUCCCCACUUUUUCCGCUAUCUUUAGCUGCUUGCCAAGUACUCUUUAAGGACGCAAGAACCCUGGACCUCCAGGGAGAUUGCCUGAAUGAGGGAUCUCAGCUGGGGUGCACCAUUCCUGCACAGGUUAAGAGGGAGCAAGUUCUAGCCCCUGGAGCAGUCGCUGGUGCUGGCCAGUCUGCACCUUCCCUCUCUGCCUUGGCCAUCUGGGUUGGGAGCCUCAAAUCCAUCCCUUCCUAAGGACACCUCUCCCAAGUUCCUUCACAGAUUGGCCUUUUCCCAGUCACUGAGCUGGGGCUUAUAGGAUGAGGUGGCCAGGGGCUCCAGCCUGCCCACAGAGGAGUUCUCACAGCAACAGCAUGAGGGAUCCCCACAGUGGGGUCCAGAGGCAGCAACUGGCCCCACUCUCCUUCCCCAAAUAGAUCCACACUGUCCCAACAGCAGGGGCCUUGCUGUAAAGGCUUCCUGCCCAUGAAACUACUUGAAUGAGGAGACUUGGGGUAGUGGAAGCCCUGGGGGACUCUGGCCCAGGAUGAGUGGCUGGGGCUUCCUUGGCAGGCUUGUGUCAUACCCAAGCAUCCUCAGCUCCUCGUAAGUACCACUAACCCCACUCCGAGGGCUCAGCAGAGCUGUGCCAGGCUCGCAUAGGUUCCCAGUGGGCAUCGUGAUGGCAGCAAUGACCGUCUACCAUGGAGCCACAGUGCAGUUGAACCCCUCUGGUGCUACCCUAUCCAUUCAGUUCCCAACCUCACCCUAUUCCUAUCCCAAGUCCUUCGACAAGCCGGUCACUGAGAUCCCUGGUGAAUCCAGGGGCACAGGGACCCAUGCCCACCUCAGCAGGUUGCCACAGGGUUGGUGCUCCCCUGGGGUUCUUUCUCCUCUCAGUCUACAAGGCAGUAACUCAUGUGCCUUUCCCACUCAGGACCUGCACAGUGGUAUUGGGGCCAAUGUCAGUCUCUAGACCUCCUUUGUUGUUUGGCAGGCUUCUAAACGUACCAUAAGACAUGCAUUCAGUGGAAGGCAUGGAACUGCAAGACUGCUCCCAGGCCCUGCAUGUGGUCCCAUGAGGAUUGGAUGGGUUGCCAAUCUUUUUAAAUGAAGAGUUGGGCAGCAUGAGGCAGUUGAGUCCUGGGAUAAGAAAAGGCAAAGAUAGGUUGUGUAGAUGGUCUUUGCUCUCUCUUUUUUUUUUUGGGGGGGGGGGGAAUGGGGUGGAGGAGGCCCAGAGAACCCUUGUCUUCCAGGAAGAAAUUGCCAGUAGGAGGGGUGUCAGCUGGGGUACUCCAUUCCUGCACAGGUUAAGAAAAGCACAGGUCUAGGGUUGAACUCAGAGGCACUCUUAUCAUGCGCUCCAUUGCCGGCCCUUUUAAUUUUUUUUACUUCAAAACAGGAUUUCAGUAAGUUGCUAAGACUGGGCUUCAACUUGCAAUCUUCCUGCCUCCACCUCUCUCUGUGUUGGGAUUACAUAGCGUCUUGUUUUUGAACAUCAACACUACCUGUGUGAAUAGAGCAACCCCACUUUCCAGGAGAGGAGGACAGUGUUCUAAGGGACCCAGCAGAGUAGUGGCAUCAGGAUUCCAUCCCUAAUCUGGGCAACUUUGCUGACCAUAUCUCUUCGGUCUGUCUGGUCUGUCCUGGGCACCACACCCUGGCCCUUCCCCUCCACCCAAUCCCACCCCUGUAGCCACAUCCUUGUUUCCUGGACAGCCCUGAUGUGAUGUCAGCCACUUAGAACAUGAGAGCUGCAUUUGGCCCUAAAAAGCCUCUCCUUGGGGGACUUCUGACUCAGAGCAGAAAGAUAAGGCCCAGGCUUGCUUGAACACAAGCCCAUCAGGGAGCAGUGGCCAGGUUUUCAAAACCCAGAAGUGCAGGAUUGUGUACCAUGCCAAAGGCUACAUCCCUGCUCCCUGGCUGCCAAAACAUGUCGAACUCUUGAAUGGGAAUUUUCCUCUUUGUUCCCACUGCAGGUUUAGACGGCUGCCCUAGCAAAAGGGGAGGAGGUAACAGUCACCAAGCCCUUCACAGUCUUAUCUCAUGAACUCUCAUAGCAGAUCUGAGAUACUAAUCAUGGGCCCGUUGAACAGAUGAAGAAACUGUGGGUCAGGGUGAAGGAGUUUCUAAUCUUUGGCCACACAGCUAGAGGACCCUGGAUCCAAGCCCCAUUCCUACCCUCUCUAGAUGAUGGUGCCAAGCCUGUGUGUUGUGGUCUUACGUCUACUUCGGUGACAGGUUGCAUCAGAAAGCAAUAAAACUUCCUGCUCAUUUGGAGGGUUGAGGUGGGACCAUGUGCCAGGUGUAGGCUGAUGGAGAAUGCCUCGCCAGCAGGGCGACAACUACAUUGCAUGGGAAGCUAGGGUCACAAGCUGGGAUAUUCUUGGAGCAUCUGGCUGCAUACUCACACUGUCCUUCCUCAGUUCAGGAUUCUCAGAUUUGCUCGCGUCCACCCAAACAUCCUUCUAUUCUCAGGGUCCCACUCCUUUCAGAUCAGUGCCCUAAAUUUCACAUAAAAGAUCCGACAAGGCUGUGAAUUCAACUCGUGUUGUAACUGCAACCUGCAGGAUCAAAUCUAGGGUAUGUUUUCAAUUGUAUCCAUCCUAUGGCUACAACAUAUUAAAGAUGCUUUUCUGGUUGUCAAAGAUA